CAAUCGGUAGUCCCUUCUUCGCAUUUGUAUUCAUUGACUUCAAAUACCACCGUAAAAAUCUCUGAAGUGUAAUGAUUCGUGAGCAACGAAGAUAUAUAACUUCGAGAAUAUAGUUCAAAUUCCACGGUGGGACGACAAGCGUUAACAUCAGACAUCAGGCAUAGCUUCUAGAUAGCCGAUUCGUUAAGUACUACAAUGACGGCGUCGGCAUCGAUCUCUCCACCAAUUUCGUCUAUAUCAUCUCGUGACAGACGAUCCUUUCAAAUAUUUGGCGGAAAUCAUUUUUCUUUCAGUAGGGRCAAUAUGGUGGAUUUGUGUGUUUCUGCUUGCACUACAUUUKUGGAGACUAUCGUCUACUUGUUGGGGCCACUAUUGAUAUGCUUUGCGGCCACGAUUAUCAUUGGUCUGUCGUGGGUUUUUUUCACUAUUUAUAUACCCAUGAUGAAAUUUGCUCUAGACAAACAAGAAGCCUCUCCACUGCGACGGUAUGUUGAGAUUGGUUUUAACGUGGGCUUUGUAUGUUUCGUCUUGAUAGAAAUAAUCUUCAAUUACUACAUGUGCGUGACAACCAGGAACUCGGGACCAUCUAGUUCCUACAAUGCAGUUGCUCGUGAAUUGGCUGAAUCGACCAAUUUCGAAUACCCUGACACGCCGGAAGAAGUUGCACAAUAUCGACGACACUUCAACGACAAGAUGAUGGUGAGGGUCAGACGUCGGGAAGCAAGGGAUGCGGAGCAAAGACAUCGAAUGCGGAGUCAUUCUCGUUGUUGCGACGCUAAUGGCAAGUGUUCCGGCAACAAGAUUCCAGCCGUUUCCCAUAAUACUGCGACCGGGAAGACAGCAUCGACUGGCCACGUCGCCGAUGUGGAGUUGGAUCAGGUCCCGAGCAAUAGCAACGCGGAUGUAACGCUUCGAAAAAAGGCCAGGCAAAACCAACCAAAGAAAGAUUCGAAACAACCGGGGGGACAUGAUGGUAAUGCAAAUAAUACACAUACCAGGAGCUGGAUGUUUAUGGCUCCCGACGAGUGGGGUUUUUGUACGAAAUCGAAUCAACCCAAACCACCUCGGUCUCAUUAUGAUCACGUCAGCAAAUCCCUAGUUAUGUGUUUAGAUCAUUACUGCCCCUGGAUGUUCAAUGCAAGUAAGUGUCAUAUAUGUUUGCAAUCAAAAGUGGUAAGAGAUAGAAUAUACACUAAAAAUCCCUGCUUUCUCUUUCUUGUUCAACCAUAAAAGUUGGUUAUUUCAACUAUCGAUAUUUUUUAAAUUUCCUUAUUUAUGUUUGUGUUGCUAUGUUAUACGGGGCAUUCAUAAGUUAUCGCCCCUUUAUCAAUUCGACGGGUUCCGUGUACAGAGAUCAGUUAUUACGGUAUCGAAAAACCGGUGUUUGGAUGUACAUACAUCCGUAUACGCCAAUGCCUUCCGAGCGGGGGCCUCUGACCCUCGGAUUUAUGCUGUGCUUGGCCGUGGGAAUUGCGGUGGCAUGCUUGGGAAGCUUUCACGUAUAYUUAACGCUUUCUGGACAGACGACAAUUGAGUUUCACGGAAACUUCAUCAACAGGGCGAAAGCAAAACGAAGGGGGGAGAAAUAUCGCAAUCCCUACGACAUGGGUUGGAAACGCAAUUGGCAACAAAUCUAUGGAGACUAUGGAAACACUUUGUCGAUGGUCAUGGCCAUGGUUAUUCCUUCAAGAAGAGAACCUCACUUUUUGCCCCUUCCACUUGGAGGAGAGGCAGGGAAACGGAAGCAUUUGCGUGCUCGAGAUCAAGACGACGGGGAUGAAAUGACGAAGCCUAUUUUAGGAUCAACGUCUAAUUUGUCUGAUGCUGGGAAUAUAGUGUAGUGUAGCGCAUUCGAGCGCAGCGACGGUCAAAGAUAUUUGAGUUUGUCUAUUUAAAUACGAAAUGGAGUAGAUCAUAGCAUCAACAUGUGAACAGUAACAUUUCUCUAUCUAUCUAUCUUGACGGACUUCGCAAUUAAACAUCUCGGGAGACGUCCUGGAUUUCGGUUUGACCAGAAAGUUUGGUGACCAUAAUUGUCGCAUCACUCCAAUGUACAACUUAUACUAUGAUGACGAUUCGUAGAAGGAUUGGCAACAUGUUCAAUGCCAUUGCCGCCCUUCAGUUAGCAUCGCUUCUCAGUAUUCUGCUAGCAUAGCUGACAGUCACGACGUAUGCAAAUCAUGUCAGAUAGGAACUCGGACAGAAUGCUCGAGUAUGAUACUGCAAUCAGAGAUGAUUUGAGUAACAACACUCCUCCCCUUCUUCUAUUUCAAACUCAUCAAAUACUAUCCAAGAAUUGGUCAGAGCAGUGGAAGUCGCUUUUGCACUUGUACAUU
Messenger RNA from Pseudo-nitzschia multistriata, 2336 nucleotides. The record is from the annotation of a GenBank genome assembly. Lineage: Eukaryota; Bacillariophyta; Bacillariophyceae; Bacillariales; Bacillariaceae.